ACCAAGGCGGUCGGGCGAGGGCUGCUGGCCUCUCUUGCGCGGCCUGGUAGGGAGCAAAGCCGCCUCCUCAGGGCGGCCGGGGCGAGGCAAGAGAGGCCAGGCAGGCCGGGCCUAGCCGGUUGCCAUGGCGACGGCCCCUACUCGAGGCGAGGCGCCUGCGCGGGCCGCGCUCCGACUAGGCCUCUCGGCCGAAGCGGCUUCUGCCUCCCUCCCCGCGGCCGCGAUGGACGAAGGAGGGUCGGACCUCGCGCUCCGCUGCCUGGGCGAGGUGGAGGCGCUGGCCGAGGAGGUGCUGGCCGGGAGGCAGCAGAUUGUGGAUCUGGACCAGAAACGGAAUCAGAACCGGGAGGCACUCAGGGCUCUGAGCAAGGAGCUGGCCCGUUCAGAUAACGUUAUGGUUUGCUUCGGGAACAUGUUUGUUCAGCUUCCCAAAACAAAGACCAAGGACAUGCUGCAGAGAGAUCAAGAACUCUUAGAUGAAGAAAUAACCAGACUGCGGAAGGAGCUCAAAGUGAAGGUCAACCGCCUCCUAGAAGCUCAAGGUAAACCGGAGCUGAAAGGCUACAGCCUGAAACCCCUGAGCAGCGAGGAAAUGUGGUUUAUUAAAAAGGUGCUGGAUGGCUGAAGCUGUGCCACCGUGUGGACUUUGCGCCUGCUUCCUGUGUAAUACACUCACUGCUGUGCAAAAGGCAACUCCGUGCACAGACACGCUCCUGAAGCAGGAUAGGUGCCAAGCCUCGGGCAUCCUUUGCAGGAAGGACUUGGGCAGCUGGAGAAGCCCUCCUGCUUUUCACACAGAGGGGCGCUCAGAUGUCCUUCUGCAGCUUUGACCACCAGGUCAGGGGUGCGAGCAUCAAAACCAGAGGAGCAGGUUUCAGUUCUGUAAUUGUCUUCGACUCGCUGUUGAAUGCUCGGUGGCGGGAGAGUCAUAGGGAUAGAACUGUGAGCCCACACUGCUCCAGGGCAUGAAUGCCUCACCAGAAACUGUAGUAUAGUGACAAAUUAAAUUAUGCACAAAUCUGAAAUAUGCGAGUGGUGGGAAAGCAGUCUUUGUUGUUCAUCUUGCAUGCAUUCUGACCCAUUAAGUAAAGCAGCAGUUCUCAUGUGUAAAGCCCUGAAGGCUUUGGUGUCGUGGUUAAGAGCGGCAGGACUCUAAUCUGGAGAACUGGGUUUGAUUCCCUACUCCUCCACUUGGAGCCAGCUGGGUGACCUUGGGUCAGUCACAGCUCUCCCGG
Eublepharis macularius is the source of this 1235-nucleotide messenger RNA. It is a transcript of the gene PDRG1, whose product is annotated as p53 and DNA damage regulated 1. The record is from RefSeq and is a predicted model, not a curated record. The coding region runs from base 125 to 625 and encodes 166 amino acids. The transcript is spliced from 5 exons. Gene Ontology annotation, cellular component: prefoldin complex. NCBI's taxonomy places the organism in Eukaryota, Metazoa, Chordata, Lepidosauria, Squamata, Eublepharidae. Gene Ontology annotation, biological process: protein folding.